Dentiscutata erythropus is the source of this 249-nucleotide messenger RNA. NCBI's taxonomy places the organism in Eukaryota, Fungi, Glomeromycota, Glomeromycetes, Diversisporales, Gigasporaceae. The record is from the annotation of a GenBank genome assembly.
AUGUCAAAUGAAAAUAUACGAAAUUAUUACAAUAAUUCAGAAGGCGACUAUCAUAAACAAGACUUUAGUCCUUUACAACAUCAAGUACUACAUAGUAUUGAUGAAUCUCGGGAUUUCAUAAAUAAAAAAAUAAUUGAUGAGUUAUGUCAAUUACAUGAAAAUGAAGCAUUUAAAGGAAAAAAUUUCCGAAAAUUUAGGGUCGGAAAUCAUGUGACUGCUACCUCGAUUACUGGCGACGCUGAUAUUUAA